CCCUGAUGAACUCAGUUGACAGUUCUGUCUGUAGAAAAACUAGAUUCAAGAUGUCAUUAAUAAACUCCGUUUGAUAUAGAAGUGCAUUUGUUUAGUUUAGGUUCUUCAGUUAUUUGUUUCCAAUCAUGACCAACACAUCACUGUAAUUUUAACAUUGAUCAUUCAUGAUUUCAUCGGGAAGUGAUUAAACAUAUUUUAUAUUAUCGAAUAUUGGAAGUUCGUAAAAGUUAAUAUGGCAGACAGUAAAUUACUGAACACUUCGACUUCUGGUAGUCCUCCUCCGAAUUGUGCAAUUUGCUUAGGGUCAUGUUCCAAUAAAUGUUUUUCGGAUACCUGUAUGCACCAAUUUUGCUUCAAUUGCCUUCUACAAUGGUCAAAAAUUAAAGCAGAAUGCCCAUUAUGUAAGCAGCCCUUCAAAUCCAUCAUCCAUAAUGUCAAAUCUAAUGAAGAAUAUGAGGAACAUAUUGUUGAACAGCCAAGACCUGUUCAUAUUCUGGACAAUGAACAGUUUCAUUUGAUUCUACCACACAGCCCUCCACCACCUUCAAGGCACCAUAGAUUCCAUUUUAGAACCACAUUCACCGUCAAUACACAUGGUGAAAAUGCUAUUCAACAAAUGCUCAUGAGCCACUCCCUCACUAAUGGAAUCACUAUUUCUAAUUAUUUACCCCAUUCAGGCCAUUAUUCUCCAAGACCUAGGAGGAGGGCCAGAGCCACCACUACCAGUUUCAGAAGAUCUAUUUAUGACUCUAAUUUGUGGUCCAGCAUGCAUUCAGAUCCGAUGAGUAUGACAGUGAGAUACCGGCAGAUUACACCAGAUUUUUUCAGGGCAAAUCCAGCUAGCAGGGGUCGCUUAGUUCCUUGGUUAAACCGCGAACUGAACGCUCUACUUCGUGAAAACACUCAACAGGUGAUGGAACUAGUUGAUAGGAUAAUGGAUUAUCUUCUGAGGUACCAUAUCUGCAGUGGUCCUUUCAGAAAUUUGUUGAGAUCCGCUCUAGGCAAUAGAACAGACCAUUUUGUGCAUGAAUUCUAUAAUUUCAUGCGUUCCCCCUUUGACAUGGUGGGGUACGAUAGGCAUGUCAACUAUUAUGAGAGACCAACUACUCCAACUCCAUUUAUCGAUGUCUCUGAGGAUGACAGUAGUGACGUUAUGAUUGUUGAAGAGAAUCCUGAAGUUAUUGAAGUCCAUAGUAGUGAUUCUGAUGAUGACGUUAUCAUGACAUCUAGCUUUGUGCCGAAACCCAGGUUAUUAACAGAUGGACUUAUGUCACAGAAGUCCAGACGUGUAUCUGUAUCAUCAUCUUCAAGUGAUGAAGAACAACAAAGAGAAGAAGAGAGGCCAAGGAAACGCAAUCUUAAGAGGUCAAGACGAGAAAGUGAAAACAGGCAAACGUCAAGGGAUCUGGACAACGAUUCCAACGAUGAAGAUUCAAGCAGCAGCGUACUUGAUGAUGUACCUUUAGCCAAAUAUAUGAGGAUCAAAGCAUCUAUUGGGAAGAAACUCUUGAAGAAAAGUGGAGCUCUGGCAAAAGCUUUGUCUAAAGAUGGUUCUAAGGAGAGGAAACGGAGGAGGAGCCGCUCAAAGAAAGGGAGUUCUAAAAAACCUAGAACAUCGGAGGCUUCUUCUAGUUUCUCAUCCAGAGCCCACUGUUCGAAGUAUCAACCUAGAAAAAGAGACACAAGUUCUAGUUCUAGCAGUAGAUCAAGUAGUUCUUCGUCCAGUCAUGACAAUGAAUUGAGGAGUAAAAAAAACCGAAGGAGAUCUUGUAGUAGCUCCAGAAGCCAAACAAUGACCCCACCAUAUCCAGAACCCGCAAUACAAAUGGCUGUGAACAACACUGUAAUGGCUUCUCCGUGCUACGAUAGAACGUUGUCCAAUAGAAUACACGGGGAUUAUGCGUCAAUGUUUAGAAGUAGUUCUGCAUCACCUGGAGAGGGUCCAUCCGGCGUGAUCCCACCUUAUGUCCCAGUAGCACGAGAACAUUCGUCCCAGUCCGCAAUCGAUACCAGCAUUCAAACUCAGAGUCUGGAACCGGAAACCCCACAAAUGUUCAGUUGGAAAGACCACGAAAGUUUAGCCAGUAAAAGGGAAAAAUCCAGAAGGGAGGUGAUGAUUCGUUAUAGGCAACACUUGAUGGGACAACAGCAUAAUUCACAUCACUCUUCGAACAACGCCGCAUCUUCCUCAUCUUCAUCCUCCUCCAGUGUCUACAUUCCGCGUAACGAUAAAAACUAUCAGCCUCCUUCGUUUUAUAACAGCAGAAGCUCUCCGGAUCUGAUUGAUCUAUCUGUCACUUCCAGAAUCAAACACGACAGUCCUCUGACAGUGGCCUGCGUUCCACCAGAGAUUCGUGCUAGGUACAGAGCAUCACCGUCUAGACAAAGAUUUUACAGUCCUUGCAUUGCUGAAGCUAUGGAGAAUAACAGUCGACUUCAAAAUUCCCUUCUUCCUUCUACUAGCUACGCCCCUUAUAAUUAUGAAAGUGUAUCCAACACCGUUUUUAAGAGUGAACCGUCGUACUCCGAAUAUCAAUCGGAGGGAUCCACUAAAUAUUGGACUGAUUUAUCCACCCACUCUCAUACGAAUUCGAACGAUUCUUCCUAUAAUUAUGAGAGCCAGCAGCCCAGAAAGUCUGUCAUACAAAAUUCACGUGAUAAUUCAGUUCCUCCUCAGAAUGAGAUAAUUUCACCGCGAUGGUCUAGUUCGAAUUCUCCCUCUUAUCCUUGUUGUCCCGAGACUUGGUCAGAUAAUUCCGAUUGAAAUUAGUCGAAUUAAACAAUCUUAUAUCCAUUUGGACGAUGAUAUGAGGACUUAAAUUGGCAAAUUUUAUAAUUGUCAGGGAUAUUAGUAUUCUACAGAAUAAUUAUCUAUAUCGAUUUUUUCUUGCAUAUAAAUCAACUCAUGAAUUGAGAGGGUUUGUUCAUACAUUCAAUUUAUUGGAAAUUAGUUUAUUUCCUCUGCGUGAUAAUCUCCCCGAUGUAGACAUGAGAGAAUCAAAUGAAAUGUCUGAUGAUAUAAGUAUGAACACAUUCUACUAAGUGAACCAUUCGAUUGGACAAAUAAUUUGCUUAAUUUUGUUUGAAUCGGUCUAAUCUCUCUUCGAACCAGAACUGAGUAUUAAUAAUUUUCAACUGAUGACAGUUAUUAUGUUUCUAAUUUUGUGCAGACGAUUUUUAUAAUAUUUAUACUUUUUUUCUGUAAAUCAUAAUUGUAAUAUAUGAAUUAUUGAUUGAA
This is a messenger RNA of Coccinella septempunctata (seven-spotted ladybird), 3238 nucleotides long. RefSeq names its product E3 ubiquitin-protein ligase Topors-like. Gene Ontology annotation, molecular function: metal ion binding; ubiquitin protein ligase activity. The record is from RefSeq and is a predicted model, not a curated record. Lineage: Eukaryota; Metazoa; Arthropoda; Insecta; Coleoptera; Coccinellidae. Bases 233 to 2764 code for a protein of 843 amino acids. The transcript has 7 exons. Gene Ontology annotation, biological process: protein polyubiquitination; protein monoubiquitination.